AUGGAAACCUCCCUUCGCCGGCGCAGAUCGGAGCGCCAAGAGCCAGAUGCUCCAGAUGCUGCUCAGGCAGAGGCUUUGGCGGCAAUCCCGGAGAAGGACUCGGAAGGUCCGCCAAGGGCUGAGAUUUCGGAAUCUCACCCUUUCUGGAGUGAAAGGGCGAAGGCCGAGGUGGAGUUGCAGAAAGCCCGCCCGAAGAACCUGAACGAGGCUAGGAAGACUCCGGAGGUAAGGGUCAAUGAAGAUGUUUUGGAGCCUAGCUACGACAUGGAGUCUGGUGGAAAGGGGAAAGGUGCUCCUCCAACUUCAGAGGUUAUUCGUGCGGCUAGUGGGCUGGCAGACAGUCAUGGAACAAGGGGCCGAGGAGGUCUUUUUCCGGAGCCAACAGGUCGUGGAGGUCUGUUUCAGGAGCCAACAGGGGAAGGCCGAGGACUUUCAUUUGGAAAACCUGGAUUCUCGGGACCCCAAGAGCCUACUGACUGGAUGUCAAUGUCACCUAUGAAGCCUGAACAAAGCUUGAAGACCUUGAACAAUGAACCCUCUGACGAUCGGCGAUCUGUGCCGGUGCUGGAGACUGGACGGAGAACUUCGCCUGAGGAGGCAUCUGAGCCUUCUGGAGGUCAGCAAGUUCGGAACUUUUCGGUUUCUGAGGUACUUGAUCCGAGAGUUGUGGGGGCUUCAAGGGGCAUUCUUCAGGAUUCGGGAGUUGGAUCUUCCAACCAAGGGACCCCAGAGGUCUCUACAACUGUCGGGGAUGGUGCUUCAGAACGGAGGGUUCCGAACAGGUCUCACCUAGAGGUCGAAACCGGUAGCGCGAGAUUAGGGAACGAAAGGGCUGAGAGCGUCAGUGAAGACGCAGCAAGGAGGUCUAUCCCUCUGUCUCCGGAAGCCCAGAGGUCCCAGAAGAGUUCGGCCUAUGAGAUCCCAGAUCCCUCAGAGCAACAUUUCGAAAUUGUUAGACUACGGUCUUUGGUUGAGCAUCUCCAUGAUAGGCUAGAGAAAGCGGAGGCUGAACGUAGUACGAGAGGAUCCAGAUCUUUUGGGUCGGCCUCUUCUGGGCGUAGGGUAGAGGAACUAGAGCUCAAGGGCCAAAGGGUAAACUUUCAGUCUGAGGAGGGUUAUCCUUUGCCCCCGGUGCCACCUCUGCCUCCUUUCGCCUCUGAGGGGUGGUCUUCCUGGAAUGCUUCGGACCCCCUUCAUUCCACUCACGACCUGGUUUUGGGUCAAGAGCCUCCACGUCAGUCCUCCCUCGAUAUGGAUUUUGGCCCAUCUGUUCACUCCCCGAUGGCUUUUCCCGGGGACAUGGUGCCUUUGACUUCAACUGCGAGUGCUCCUGGGGCUACCCUUUCGCCUUCUGAGGUUCCGUCUAUGGACUUUGGACUUCACUCUUUUACAGGGCCCCCAGGAGUCCAAUCCUCUUCAGGGAUUCCCAAUCCCGUUUCUCCUUCCGAGGUUCCUUCGAUGGACUUUGGACUUCAUCCUGCCGCGGGUGCUGGACCUCAGUACUUCGCUCUGUCUCCCCGUGCCCAGUUGCCGACUUCGUCUGGUGUAAUAAGGGUUAUGGGAGUUAAUCAUAGCUGGAAGGUGGUUAAUGGUUCGUUGGUUUUAGAGCCUGUGGACUUCGUCCCUCCUCCUCCUCCGCAGUGGACUUCGCCCUUGGUCGCAGCUCCGCCCACUCCUGGGGCGUGGAGCAACAGUCCAUCUCCUCCUAAGUAUCCUGCGUUUGGAGCACAACUUCCAUUGCCAUCCUGCCAUGCUGUCUCCUCCUGCGCGGGAGCGGCAAUGCCUCGAUACCAAUCGCCUCCUCCGAGGCCUCCUUCGUCCACUCCGCCUCCGAGCCCACCGGCCCCUUCGGGUUUAAGUCUUCCCAUAGCUGCCCCGCCGGUUGGAAAUAGUGGUCGGGUUGAUGUUAAGGACCUUAGGCCUGAGGCUGUGGGUAAACAUGUAAGUUCCCUACCGUCCCUAGAGGCCUACAACCCUAACAACCCCACCGCGCUUGGAGAUUGGAUCGCAGUGGUCCAGCCGAUGAUUUCUUCACUGUCAGACACCGGAAGUGUCUGGUGGGGUUAUACAUACCAGGCAGCCAACCAGGCCUAUGUGCGGUGGCUAUCCACCUCCCCGCUUGAAAGGCUGUCGAUCCAGAAGGAGUUUGAUCAAGUAAACUUGGUGCAGCCCCAGCAUGCCUUGCUGGAACAGCGGUGCGUGACCUUGAUUCUUCAGGCGAUCCCGGAUGCUGUGAGGGUUGACAUUGUCGCCUCACGCCACCUGAGUGUGGCAGGAAUGAUCUUCCGUCUGAUGACGGUGUUUCAGCCCGGGGGAGCGUCAGAACGAUCAACCAUGUUGCGUUUUUUGGUGACGCCGAAGGCUGCUUCCACCUUGUCGGAGGCUGCAAAGCUGCUUAGGCAGUGGACCCAAUGGCGUAUGCGCCUGAAGCAACUGCAUGCUGCAGAGCCUGACACUACGCUUUUGGUUAAGGGUCUAGAUGUUCUGACAGGAAGGGUGUUGCAAAAGCACUCAGCGAGUCUCUUCCGGCUUGCCACUUUCCGCGAGCGGCUUGGGGUUGACUACCAGCCGACCUCCGACGCUGUGUCGGAGUUGUGUCGAAUGAUGCAGGCGGAGGUGGAGCAUCUGAUGCACUCCACAGAUGACAAUCCUGUGAAGGAUGAGGUUCCGGGCCGAGGGGAUGAUGCUAAGAAGCAGCGCUUGCAGCGCUUGCAGACGUCUCCGAAUACCCCGAAGGCCAAGACUUCUCCCGCGGGACCCAAGACGCAGGGUGCAGGCAUGAAGCCUUGCAGAAGCUGGCUAACAGCUGGCGGUUGCGCGUAUGGGUCGUCCUGUCAGUUUUUCCAUGACCAGGAUGAGGAAAAGAUGCGGGGCCGAUGCUUCAGUUGCAGUGCCGAAGAUCACUGGGCAGACUCAUGCCCGGUGAAAGCCAGGUUGAAGGCGGAGGCUAAGGCCGCCAAUGAGGAUCAGGGGGAUGGCAAUGCAGCCAUCAAUGCAGAAAUCUUGAGUGUGCUAAGGUCGAUCAAGACCAAGGCUUUGCGGCUUAGUGCUGUGAGCAACCCGACGGGCUACGGCUUGUUGGAUAGCGGGGCCUCCGCUUCUCUCCGCCAGGCAUCGCCUCAGGAAAUCCAGGAGUCCCGCCCGGUAACCGUGUCUCUCGCUGUCGGCGAAGCUCUGAUGCAUGUGAACUCCGCCGGGACUUUGUUGGUCAGGGAGUCAGAGUGGGUUGCAGCCCAUGUGGCGGCAGAUUCGUGCAGCGAAAGUGAGUUGCAGCUGAUCGUUAAGACCCUCUUUCCCGGGCUCCCAGAACGGUUAGCGUCUCAGGUUGCGGUGAGUCCCACCUUUGAUCCCUCCUGCGUUCCUUUCAACCGCCGGACCAGGAGGCAGCUGUUUGACCCUCAGGUCCCAACCUUGGUGCAUCUGUUUGCUGGAAAGCAGCGGUGGCGACAUUCUGUCGGUCAAGUGCUUGAGGUCGAUAUCUCCAGAGGAUCGGACCUUCUUUCUGAUGAUGUGUUUGGCAUGCUGCUGCGGGCAGCCACCCUGGGUGUCAUCGAUGGGGUCGUAUGUGGCCCUCCGAGCAGGACCUUCAAUCCUGAAGCCCUGGCGUCUUCCUCUAAUGGCUUGAAGUUUAGAGGGGAAGAAGGGGAUGAUAGGUUUGGGUUUUCAGACCUUAGCCCUGCCGAUCAUGCUUUGGUUGAUCGGGACACCCUGUUGUUCCUUCGGUCCCUGCUGUUGACCUUUGUGGCCUCGUGUGCCAAAGAGAAGUUCUUCAACUGCUUGGAAAUGCGUGAGACUUCUACUGCGUGGGAAUGGCCCGAGUAUGAGAAUGUUUCUGUGUGUCUGGGGGGAUGGACCGCCAGCUUCGAUCAGGGCACUCUUGGCCAUCCCUGCUCUAAGGCCACUGCAGUGUAUACCAGCAGCUUUCAGCUGUAUGAGUCUCUUCAUGAGUUGAAGCUCCCUCCAGAGGUGAUUGAAGCCCCAGCUCAUAACUUCUAUGGUAAGGAGUGGGCUCCUGGGCUUGUUAGCCGGGUUUUGCGUGCCUGGGAUGACUACUGCUGUGUCAGCUUUGAGCGCCUGCAGGCUCACACCCGUGAGCGAGAAGGACUCCUUCUCAACUUGUGCCAGGAAGCCACUGUGGCUAAGAUGUCACCCGAGGUUUGGGAAAGACACUGCCAGGCAGAUCACUUGCCGUAUCGCAACGACUGCCCGAUUUGCAUCCAAGGAGCUUCUCGCGACCGCUCCCACUUCACGAAGCAUCCGCAUCUGUUUGAGCUCGGUCCAUACCACAAGGGCCGUGACUUCGGGGGAGCGUGCAGGUAUUUUGUGAUUUUCACAAUAAGGGUGCCGGUAAAAAGUGAUAAGAAGGAGUGGCGAGAUAAGUCUUCUGAGAUAGCUUUUCAAGAAAAGGUUGAUGAGGCUAAGGCCCAGGAUAAAGAGGAUCCCCAUGCAAGCUUGAUCUACCAACCGGUGCAUGUUACCGGAGAGCCCUUAAAGGGGGAUGCUGAGCAGCCUUCUCGGGUUAAGGUGUACACAAAGCUUGGGGAUGAUUUCCUUGAAGAGCCAAGCUCGGCCGUCGGUGUUCCUUCCACGCCGGGGGAGGAUGACUCAGCUCUUCCUGUGAGCUUUGAGGUUAAAUCUCCUCACAAGCCUCCGCCGCUUCAGCCUGAGGGCAGUGACUCUGAUGAUGGUCAAGAGUUUGUGACUUUGGUGUGGGCAGAGCCUCUAAAGACCCGCCAGUCCUUCAAUGUGCAGCUUGCGAUCAUGCGUGCUGUUGCUCGCCUUCGAGCGUUUGGCAUUCCGUGCUUCCGUUUCCAUAGUGACCGGGCACGUGAGUACUUGAGUGAUUCGCUUGAAAGGUUUCUGGCCGAGCAGGGCAUUCACUCCACAAGGACAGCCCCUGAGGAUCAUCCCUCAAACGGCGCCGCUGAGGUCGCGAUUCGAGAAGUCAAGCGGGCGGCCCGCAGAGCUCUUCUUUCGGCGAACCUGCCUUCGUGCCAUUGGCCCACGGCAGUGAGACAUGCCGGAGAAGUGAUGUGGCGUAAGGGCAUUGUUCGUUUGGGUGGUGCGGCCAGGUCCUUGCUGGCUUACGGCACACCUGUUGAGGCUCGCAAGCGCCUUCGCCACAGGGAUGUUUGGAUGUCCCGAACACGGUCUGGGGUUCUGAUUGGCCCCGCUCCGCAGACUUUGUCUUCAUACCUUGUGCUGUUUGAGGAUGACACGGUGUGCAUUACUUCGGCGGUGUAUCCUGUUGAUUACCGGCCGCGCUCUCCGUCUGAGCCUGCUGAGCCUCCUCUUCGGCCGAAGCCUUUGUCGGGCUCCAGCACAGGUGCGUUUUUGCCGACACCCCACUACCGUCACGGCUCUAAGGGCCCUUCUGUUCGGGUCACAUUGCAAGGCCCUUCUCUUCUCUUCCUGCUGCGGGGGGGAUGA
Messenger RNA from Symbiodinium sp. CCMP2592, 5430 nucleotides. NCBI's taxonomy places the organism in Eukaryota, Dinophyceae, Suessiales, Symbiodiniaceae. The record is from the annotation of a GenBank genome assembly.